GGGCCUGGGAGGAACAGAGCCCAGAGCGAGUGAGCGGUCAUCAUGGCCACUUCAGAGCUGAGCUGCCAGGUGUCUGAGGAGAACUGUGAGUGCCGAGAGGCCUUCUGGGCUGAGUGGAAGGAUCUGACACUGUCCACGCGGCCUGAGGAGGGUUGCUCCCUGCAUGAGGAGGAUGCCCAGUGGCGGGAGACCUACCACCAGCAGGGGCAGUGCCAGGCGCUGGUGCAGCGUUCCCCCUGGCUGGUGAUGCGGAUGGGCAUCCUGGGCCGCGGGCUGCAGGAGUACCAGCUGCCCUACCAGCGGAUGCUGCCGCUGCCCAUCUUCACCCCUGCCAAGGUGGGCGCCACCAAGGAGGAGCGCAAGGACACCCCCGUCCAGCUGCGGGAGCUGCUGGCACUGGAAGCAGCCCUGGGUGGCCAGUGUGUGGACCGCCAGGACGUGGCCGAGAUCACCAAGCAGCUGCCCCCUGUGGUGCCUGUCAGCAAGCUCGGCGCCCAGUGUCGCACUCUGUCUCGCUCCAUGUCCCAGGAAGCACAGAGAGGCUGAGAGGGCCAGUGACUUGGGCUCCACAGUGCCUGCCCUGGGCUGGGCCCUUCCUGGCUAGGACCACGGAGGGGAGCUGUUGGCCAUGGAAGCUUUGUAGUUUGCCCAGAGUUGGGGGCUAGGGGAGGUGGGAGCCAGAGGCCAGGAUGCCUGGGUCUCCUGAGUUCCCACAGGGAGGGAGCAAAGACGGUGGGCACUAAGGGUGGAGAGCUGGGGGCCAGCACAGCCGAGUACCCCCAGGAGGAAAGGCAGAAAAUGCUGGUGAGGGUAAGAGGUCCCUGAGAGGAGUGACCCCAGUCCAGAUUUCAGCUUCAGAGAAGGAUGAAGAAAAAGCAUAAGGGGAUCUGGAAUGCUCAGGGAAGGAGGCCUGGAGAAGACCGGAGGGAGGGGGACGUGAAGGGGGCAGAAGCAAGGUGGAGACCCCAGCACCCUCUGUUAGCGCUGCAAUAAAUGCUCAAUCACA
Molecule: messenger RNA, 1006 nt
Organism: Balaenoptera acutorostrata (minke whale)
Lineage: Eukaryota; Metazoa; Chordata; Mammalia; Artiodactyla; Balaenopteridae
Gene: TCAP
Product: titin-cap
Exons: 2
Coding region: 43-546 (167 amino acids)
Biological process (GO): cardiac muscle tissue morphogenesis; skeletal muscle contraction; skeletal muscle thin filament assembly
Cellular component (GO): Z disc
Molecular function (GO): titin binding; titin Z domain binding; protein-macromolecule adaptor activity
Source: RefSeq, a predicted model, not a curated record